This is a messenger RNA of Asparagus officinalis (garden asparagus), 516 nucleotides long. RefSeq names its product putative protein TPRXL. Lineage: Eukaryota; Viridiplantae; Streptophyta; Magnoliopsida; Asparagales; Asparagaceae. The transcript has a single exon. The record is from RefSeq and is a predicted model, not a curated record. Bases 1 to 516 code for a protein of 171 amino acids.
AUGAGCCUCGUUCCUUCAUCUUCAUCCUCCUCCUCCUCCUCCUCCUCGCUACCCAAACACUACUCUUCUAUGAAAUCACUGCCCUCUUCCUGCGUCUCCCUCCACCUGCCUCUUCUCCGUCGCCGCCGCCUUCUUCGUCGUUCAAAUUCCAAAUCGCACUCCUCCUCCUCCCGCCUCCUCCUCGCCUCUGCCGCCGCUUCCGGCCUCCUCCCCUCGGCCUCAACACCCUCUGGCCCGUCCGCCUCCUCCUCAUCCUCUUCUCCUGCCUCCUCUCCCUCUCCGAGCUCCUUCCGCCUCCCCCGCCCUCGUCCUCUGGCAACGACCGCCUCCCUCUCCUCCCUCUCCUCGCGGAGCCGCCUUCCUCUCGCACCCUCCUCUUUCCUCCUCCGCUCCUCCGUCAGGCCCCCGGCCUCCUCCUCCGCCCCGCGCCGCCGCUUCCGUCUGCCGCCGCGGCGCCGCGCCCUCCCCUUCCUGGCCCUCCACUCGCCGUCCUCUUCUUCUCGCCCUGGGUGUUAG